CAAAGAAGAAAAAGAGUGAAGGCAAAGAAAAAUUGGAAUCUUUGGUUCAAAAACUGAAUCCUUUCCAUGUCUAUGUCUUCCAUCCAUCUUUUCCCCUCGUAUUCAAUUGAAUGCGCCACCGAUCCCACCGCCGCCGCCGCCCCCAUCCCGUUGGGGCCGCCGGAUUCGGCCUGCCCUAGCCCUAGCGCCGCCGCCGCCCCCCUCCCGUUCGGGCCGGCGGAUUCGCUCUGCCCCAGCCCUAGCGCCGCCGCCACCAUGGACGACUUCGUGCUCCGCUCCGGCGUGCGCGUGGGGCUGAAGCGGGAGUUCGCCUUCGCCAUCGCCUCCCAGGCCGCCCUCGCCCCCUCCCUCGGCCGCACCCGCUCCUCCCGCUCAUCCACCGCCGCCGCCGUCCUCUCCCCGCCGACCACCAAGCCCAAGCCCUCCUCCCGCUCCUCCAAGCGCUCCCGCCCAUCGGCCUCGGCGCCGGCCAAGCGCGCCCGCUCGCGGCCCCCGGAUCCGGACCCCGCCGCCGCGGAUCCGCCGCGGGAUCCUCCUCCUCCCCCCGCCGCCGCCGACGCGGAUGUGCCGGUUGACGCACCGUUCGCUGCCGCCACGCCCAUCGCAAACGGGCCCCAACUGCCUCCCGCCGCCGCCGACGGGGAUGCGCCGGUGCGCGCCCCGCUCGCUGCCGCCUCGCCCACCGCAAACGGGCCCCAGCCGCCUCCCGCCGCCGCCGUCGCCGUCGCCGGGGAUGAGCCGGUGCUCGCCCUAUUCGCCGCCAACGCGCCCACCACAAGCGCGCCCCAACCGCCUCCGCAGCAGAGGCAGCAGGAGGAGGCCUUCUUCAUCCCGCCGGAGACGCCGCCCAGGCGGGUCACCCGCUCCAUGCUCUCCCCUGCCCCCGCCCCCGCCACCGCUCCCCCCCAGCCCGCCAGACCCAGACCCAAACCCAAACCCAUGCUCAAGCCCAAGCAGGAGCCCGUGGACGAGCCCACCGACCACCUCCAGCCCUACCCCGGGGGACUCACCGGAGGCGUAGCAAGCCCGGCCUCGCCGCGCCGCUUCACCAGGUCGCUCUUGCAACAGGUCAAGCAGCCGCCCACCGACGACGGCGACAACGACGAGUCAGGCACCACCACCGCCAGCAGCUCCCCGUCGCCCUCCCCCAAGAGCAAGAGCACCAAGCGCGGCGCCAGCCUCAAGGCCAAGUCAGAGGGGCCAGAUGGAAUCCCCAAGAACCUCAGGGAGCUCUUCGCCACCGGCUUGCUCGAGGGCCAGCCCGUCAACUACUUCAUGAACAAGGGGAAGCGACCAGUACUCCGUGGAGUCAUCAAAGACACCGGCAUAUUGUGCUCUUGCACUUCAUGUAAAGGCCGAAAUGUCGUUUCACCUUUUUAUUUCGAGGUGCAUGCCGGGAGUCAUAAAAAGCGACCCUCCGAUUACAUUUUCCUGGAAAGUGGAAAUACUCUGCAUGAUGUAUUGAGGGCGUGCACGGAUGCUACCGUAGACACACUGGAAUCUGCAAUACUGGGAGCAAUAGGCCCUGUGCCUAAGAAGAGGACAGUGACGUGCCAGGACUGCAAAAGUUCGUUCAAAACUUCCCGCGCUGGAAAAUUUGCUUCCUUCUGCGAGAUAUGUCUGGAGUCUAAGGAAGUUCAGAGUACGGCAAGGCCGAGAGGACGGCCACCUAAGAAUCUCUCCCCAGGGACGAAAACCACAAGUGCAGCAAGCCCAACUUCAUCAUAUGGAGCGAAGACCACACGCGCAGGAAGUCCAACUUCAUACGGCAGGGUGCCUAGGAAUUUCUACCCAGUAGCCAAGACAAUAAGUGCAGCAGCAAGCCCAACUUCAUCUGGCAGGGUGCCUAAGAAUUUCUCCCCAGGAUCGAAGCCUACAAGUGCAGGAAGAAUUACAAGAAAGGACCAUGGCUUGCACAAGUUGGUUUUCAUGAGUGGUGUUUUGGCAGAGGGCACAGACGUCGGCUAUUAUGUCCAGGGAAAGAGGUUGCUGGAUGGCCACAUAACGGAACAUGGAAUCUAUUGUUAUUGCUGCAACACAGUGGUUAGCCCUUCACAGUUUGAAGGCCACGCUGGCCGAGCUGCUCGACGCAAACCUUACCACAACAUAUACAUUUCCAAUGGCGUUUCACUACACGAGCUGUCGGUUUCUCUUUCAAAAGGCCGAAAACCUUCAGAAAAGCAGAACGAUGACUUAUGCACCAUCUGUUCAGAUGGCGGGGAGCUUCUUCUUUGUGACUCCUGUCCGAGAGCUUUUCACAGAGAAUGUGUUGGCUUGUCUUCUGUACCGAAGGGAGCUUGGUGUUGCCGGUAUUGUGAAAAUAGGCAACAGAGAGAAGGUUAUUUGGCAUACAACAACAAUGCAAUAGCCGCUGGGAGGGUCGAUGGAGUUGAUUCCAUCGGACAAAUAUUUAUGCGGUCGAUCCGUAUUGCCACAGCACCUCAGGGUGCAUUUGGUGGAUGCGCAUUGUGCAAGCAACAUGAUUUUGGCAAAAGGAAAUUUAGCGAACGAACUGUGCUGCUCUGUGAUCAAUGUGGGAGGGAAUAUCACGUUGGAUGCCUGAAAGAACACAACAUGGCUGACUUGACGGCAUUGCCCGAGGGAGCAUGGUUUUGUUCCACUGUAUGUGUGGAGAUCUGCGAGGCACUGAAGGACCUAGUCAGUCGUGGAGCAGAACCUGUUCCUGCCGUGGAUGCUGAUCUCAUAAAGAAGAAGCGUGCGGAGAAAGGUUUGAACGACGAUGGCGACCUUGAUGUUAGAUGGAGGGUUUUGAGGGACAAAAGUUCAGAAGAUAGUAAACUGGUGCUGUCCAAGGCGGUUGGUAUUUUCCAUGAAUCAUUUGAUCCUAUCAUCCAAGCUGGGACUGGGCGAGACCUGAUUCCAGCCAUGGUCUAUGGGUAUGCCAUUUACCCGUACGUACCAUACUUGAGCGUAAACAAGACACCUAAGUCGUAUGAUGUUUCUCGUUUCAGGAGGAGCGUAAGGGAUCAAGAUUACACAGGGAUGUACUGUGCGGUGUUAACUGUCGGCAAGACGGUGGUUUCUGCUGGACUCUUCCGUGUGAUGGGCAACGUAGCCGCGGAGCUCCCCUUGGUCGCGACGAGCAGGGAUAACCAAGGCUUGGGGUACUUCCAGGCGCUGUUUGCGUGCAUCGAGCGGGUGCUGUCGUCCCUGAAGGUGAAGCACUUUGUGCUGCCGGCGGCGGAGGAGGCGGUGUUGAUCUGGACGCAGCGGUUCGGGUUUGGCAAGAUAACCCAGGACAAGCUGCUGGAGUACCUCAAGGGCGGGCGGCCGACGGUGUUCCAUGGCACGUCGACCCUGCACAAGCCUAUCCCGGUGGCUGAGGCGGAGGCGGAGGCGGAUGCGCGGGUGCCUGAGGAGGAGGAAGAAGCGCCGGUGCCGGUGCCGGAGGAAGGAGAGCCGGUGCCUGAGGAGGAGGAAGGAGAGCCGGUGCCCGAUGAGGAGGAAGGAGAGCCGGUGCCCGAGGAGGAGGAGGAGGAGUGAGGAGGAGCUAGGAGGAGGAGUUGUUUCACUUUAUUUUGGGAGGGGGGGAGGACGGAUUUGUAAUGGUGUAAUGUAGAGACAGAGACAGGGAUUUUCCUUCAUUUUGGUUUGGUCUAGUCUCAGUAGUCUAGUAGGAGGAGAGAGAUAUGAUGAUGGUGUGUUUUGUUUUGUCGAGGGGUGGUGGAUAUGAUGUAUGGAUGGAUCCUUCCUUUCCUUCCUUGUGUGGUAUUGUUAGUUAGUUAGACAGAGGAGGAAGAGGAAGAAGAAGCACAAGAGACAGAGAGAGAGAUAAUCCUUGGUGGCUGGCUGGGUGUACUAGGAGUAUUUGAGGAAUGAAAUUGUCAGUCAGAAGCACAUGUUGAAUGA
Messenger RNA from Triticum aestivum (bread wheat), 3870 nucleotides. RefSeq lists its product as uncharacterized. Gene Ontology annotation, molecular function: chromatin binding; histone binding; RNA polymerase II transcription regulatory region sequence-specific DNA binding. The coding region runs from base 67 to 3504 and encodes 1145 amino acids. The record is from RefSeq and is a predicted model, not a curated record. Gene Ontology annotation, biological process: positive regulation of transcription by RNA polymerase II. The transcript is spliced from 18 exons. Lineage: Eukaryota; Viridiplantae; Streptophyta; Magnoliopsida; Poales; Poaceae. Gene Ontology annotation, cellular component: nucleus.